This is a messenger RNA of Motacilla alba alba, 680 nucleotides long. RefSeq names its product feather keratin 1-like. Gene Ontology annotation, molecular function: structural constituent of cytoskeleton. The transcript has 3 exons. Gene Ontology annotation, cellular component: intermediate filament. The coding region runs from base 1 to 561 and encodes 186 amino acids. NCBI's taxonomy places the organism in Eukaryota, Metazoa, Chordata, Aves, Passeriformes, Motacillidae. The record is from RefSeq and is a predicted model, not a curated record.
AUGGUCAGCGAGGAUACAAGUUGCAAUGUACAGAGCCUGGACUUCAAACAUGCCAACUCUUCCACUCACUCAGGUAUCUGGCAGAGAAUAUUUUGCUUUGGAGAUGAGUCUGUAGGAAAAUUGUUGCCCUCUGCACUUACUGUGAGCCUGGGGCGGUGCAGGAGCAGUAUAAAAGCAGCACCUUCUCCUCACUCUCACAUCCACUCUUCCUCUCUCCAGCUCCUUGGGAAUAAGGUGCAUCUGCAGCCCCAAGCCAUGUCCUGCUACACGCCGUGCCGGCCCUGCCAGCCCUGUGGCCCCACCCCGCUGGCCAACAGCUGCAAUGAGCCCUGUGUCAGGCAGUGCCAGGACUCCACUGUUGUCAUUGAGCCGCCUGCUGUGCUGGUGACCCUGCCCGGGCCCAUCCUCAGCUCCUUCCCACAGAACACCGCCGUGGGAUCCUCCACCUCUGCUGCUGUUGGCAGCAUCCUCAGCUCCCAGGGAGUGCCCAUCAGCUCUGGGGGCUUUGGCCUGUCUGGCUUGGGCAGUGGCCUCUGUGGCACGAGGUGCCUCCCCUGCUGAAGCUGCUGGCGCUGGCCCUGGGGCAGGAACCCAGGCACUCCCAGGAUGGAGCCGCCCUGGGCACGCAGCAUCGGCUUGUGGCUUCCGGAGGGGCUGAGCAACCCCAGCAGCCCCUGCAG